GGACGAGUCGAUCAGAUUUUGGUAUUCAAUUGAGUCAAGACAAGGGAUUUGACUACAAGCUGUUUACUAUGAUUGCUUGGGAUCCACCCGGUUAUGGGUAUAGUAGACCACCUGAAAGGGCGUAUGGAAAAGAUGUCUAUAAAAAUGACGCCGAUUUGGCGGCAGAAUUAAUGGCGAAAUUAGGCUAUAAUUUGUAUUCACUACUGGGUUGGAGUGACGGUGGAAAGGUAGCUCUAUUGAUGGCAAUUAAAUACCAAUCACGAAUUGAUAAGCUGGUCGUGUGGGGUACCGGGGCUACGGUGACCGACAAUGAAAGAAAGACAUUA
Molecule: messenger RNA, 326 nt
Organism: Oppiella nova
Lineage: Eukaryota; Metazoa; Arthropoda; Arachnida; Sarcoptiformes; Oppiidae
Source: the annotation of a GenBank genome assembly